AUGAACUUUAACGCGUUCCAAGUUCGAAGGUACAAACGCGCGAACAGGAAAGUGUCCGUGGUUUUACAGGAGAGAACGAAACAUUUAGGGAAGAAAAGCGAGGUGGUUUCCGUGAAACCAGGGAGGGCGAGGAACCAUUUGAUCCCGCAGAAAUUGGCUAAAUACGCGACCGAGGAGAACGUGGAGAAAGCGUUGAAAGAAAAAGAGGAGAGAGACGUAUCGGAGGAGGAAGAGGAGGAGCAUUUGGACGAAGACGAGGAGAAGAAGUAUUCUGAGAGAGAAAAGGAGCGCGAUGACGAAGAUACCCGAUUCGCUAAAAAUGUUGACGUAGUCUUUAUAAUAGACGCUGUCGAACCGGCUGUGGAACUGAGCGCUCUUCGUAUCGAUUUUUCGCGGUCGAAUAGUAACUUACGCGUUCACUUUUUCUCGCACGACUUACACAAACAGAAAUUAAAAUUAGCUAUUAAAAUGCUCACGAGAGGGAACCCGGUGACAAUUAAGCGCGCGACGAAGCGGAAAACGGACGUGUUUAAUAUUCCAAUCACGAAAGACGACGUCGUCAAAGAGGUUGCCAAGCAAAAAAGCGUGGACCUGGACACUAAAUCCAUCAUGUUAGACAAACCCAUAGACUCGUUAGGCGAAUUCGACGUCCCGUUAUGGGUCGACGGUCGCGAGCUCGAGGAGAAGCUCAAACUCGUCGUCAAGAAGAAAGCGUACAAGUAG
Bathycoccus prasinos is the source of this 723-nucleotide messenger RNA. RefSeq lists its product with no specific name. Gene Ontology annotation, cellular component: ribosome; mitochondrion. The record is from RefSeq and is a predicted model, not a curated record. The coding region runs from base 1 to 723 and encodes 240 amino acids. The transcript has 3 exons. NCBI's taxonomy places the organism in Eukaryota, Viridiplantae, Chlorophyta, Mamiellophyceae, Mamiellales, Bathycoccaceae. Gene Ontology annotation, biological process: translation. Gene Ontology annotation, molecular function: structural constituent of ribosome.